UUGGUAAAAUGCGUUUUUUUACCCCUCUUCGUCUUCCUUAUCAUCGCUUCCGUCUCCUUUAUCGGCCUCCGAGCUCUGGCCAAUAGUCAUUUUAUAUCCAGACUGAUUGGCGAAGGGGAGAUUGAUGAUAAGAUCGACGAUGGCGGCCAUGUUAUCGACUUGCUUUGGCUAAAGCUGACUGGUCGCCCAAGUGCCAGGACAUUUCAUACACAAUUAUACACCUGUUCAAAAGAAUUCGGCUUUAUGCAGGUGGGUCCGUUUUUAUUCACAUAUCCAUGA
Protopolystoma xenopodis is the source of this 279-nucleotide messenger RNA. The record is from the annotation of a GenBank genome assembly. NCBI's taxonomy places the organism in Eukaryota, Metazoa, Platyhelminthes, Monogenea, Polystomatidea, Polystomatidae.